Molecule: messenger RNA, 3517 nt
Organism: Plodia interpunctella (Indianmeal moth)
Lineage: Eukaryota; Metazoa; Arthropoda; Insecta; Lepidoptera; Pyralidae
Exons: 7
Coding region: 2843-3463 (206 amino acids)
Cellular component (GO): nucleus
Source: RefSeq, a predicted model, not a curated record
GUCACGACAUGAAAAUAUAACCUAAACUCAUUGUUUACUGCUCCUUCUCUUUGCACUAGUUUUGAUUGAUUCGUAAAUUCAUUAUAUUCCUUUUGUUAGAUCGUCAUCAAAAUCAAAAUGACACAUCUUGGAAACCGAUUAAGUAUCUAUAUUGCUUUGUUUCAACAUGUAAAAAUAGUUCGACGAAUACACCGAACAAGUUGCUCUUUAAGGUUCCUUUCGUGAAUCGUAAAGCUUGAUGUCUGCUACACACCAAGCUCUGAUGGGCCAAAGCCCACGUGGAUAUUUACGAGGAUCAUAUUAACGUUGAAGAAAAUGUUGAUAACUAUUUGUAACGGACAUUUAGGAAAUAUCAAUCUCCAUUGAAAAGUUCAUUAUGUAUACAUUGGAUCGACUGUGUUAAUCAUGCAGUUGUUGUAGCUUUAAAUAAUAUUUUGUUGAACUUUUUCAUAUCCAUACUAUCCCACUUUCUACUAUGUUACUAUUAUAUGAGUACUAUACUAUUAUAUGAGUAAUAUGUCAUUCAGUGUGUCAGUCAUUAAGUGUUCCUACACUACAAAGGCUUCCCACCAUUUUUGUCUAGAUGGAUGAACUUACAGUCUGUAUAUUGUAACAUUUACCUUCAUUGUAUGCCUACAUUUUUUUAAAUUGUUUACAUUUAAACAACUGAAGUGAACAUUUAGCUUUAUUAAGUAAGGCUAAGUUGCUAGACCAGUAUUGAUAAAAUUUAGCAAUAGUAAAUUUUAUCAAUACUGGUCUAGCAGCUUAGCUAACUUAACUUCAAACAUGGGCUACUUUUAUUUAUUAAAAAAUCAACACCUAGGCAUAAAAUUACUUUUGUAAUAUACAAUACUUUGCUGUGCGCAGAAGUAUGGGCAAUAUUUUGAAUAAAUGAUAAUAUGAAUUCAGAGUCAAUUUUAUAUUGCAAUCAAAUAAUUCAAGACUUAUUUGAUUGCAAUAUAAAAUGCAAAUUGAGAUGACUUUUUUCUUGAGAAAUAUCCAAAGGUUGAACAGAUCUGAAUUAUAACCUACAUUUCAUAAAGUAGUACUUUCACUAUUUAGGUACUUACAUUAUAUAAAAUUUACUAGAUAAUCAUAUCAGACAUGUAGACAUUUAAGGGUUAAAUUAAAGUAUAUAUUUAGGUACACAAAUAUAUAUUUCAAAUUUUUGAACACAUUUAAUGAUAUUUUUUAAAACACUUUGCUUGAUUUUUGGUAGCUAUUUCCAUUUUAUAACCACCAGACUGGGUAGAUUUUCUUCUUUUGCAAUCUUCUAACACUCUAUGUAUAGAUAUACUGUGUUAAUUUUCUCAAAACUUUGUUUUUUGCCAAUACUCGAAGCUGGUAAUGGUUUAUCACAUGUGUUAGCUACGCUAAGUCGCAGUUUCUGCCAAUAGCACAAGGCAGAUGUUACUGAAGGCUUCUAUUCUUUUAAUUAACCAGUAAGCAAAUCAGAUUCCAUGUUUGAACCACCUGCAGAUGCAGCACAGUCAUCACGUUUUAUAUUUUCAAUAGUUUCUUUAUCUUCAUUUAUACUAACAGAAACUGAGUACAUCUUGAAUCAAAUCCUGCGCUCCGUAGUCACUUUUGCUUUCAUAAUGCAGCUGUUUCCAUCCCUCUUUCUACGUAACCAAUGGGAGAGUCAACGUAGGAAUCUCGAGGCGACUGAGUUUUUUCGCUUCUCUUAUUACUAUAGCGUUGUACAUUUCAUUAUUGUGCUUAUAUUCCAGAAGCAUCAGAAGAUUUACUUUUGGAAGAUUUCGGCUGUCGCGUCGGUGCGUACAAAUCCCUCGCUGGUCUUCAUCAUGAGAUAAUAGUAACAAUAUGUUCUAAUGGCGGUUAAUGAACAUGCAAGCGUGGUGUCGUUGGUUAAAAAAGAACGCGGAUUUUUUUUUAUUUACUGUUUGUUUUCGUAGAUGGUAUUUUUCUUGUGUUAAUGCUCCAUCGUUCGCCUUUUGUUUACGUUUACAAUUUUGGUUUCUAAAAUCAAAUAUGUAGGGUAGGUAGGUAGGUAGUGGGUACCUACUGGACUGGGUUUGACGUUUGAUAUAUGUCAGUCAUACAAAUAUUUUUUUUUCCGGAAACUAAGGAAAGUGAAGCACUGACAUCGUUUAACAAACUGGUCUCAGAGUUCCGGAUAAUAAAUUAAAUUUUCAAAAAAUUAUAUCUUUGUAAAUAAAAGUAGGAAAAAAAAUUUAAAAGAUAUAGGUGGCCUAUUUUACUGACCGACUGAAGAUCUUACCUCGUAGGUAGUCCAUAUUUUAAUAAGUCUUCACGUGUGAAGUGUUUCGAGCUUUUUUCGACCGUUUACUGGUUCGACAACUUUACAGCGUCAGGCGUAUCCCAUAGUUUUCGAAAUUUUUAUCUUAUGGAAAACCUUUUUUCACAAUAUUUCGGCACCCAAAUAUGCUACACUGUUGAAUAUUUUCACACACGAAUACUUACAUAAUGAAAGGAUUAAUAAAGUACUCUAAUAUAGUCGUUUUAAUCCACAUAGCAAAAGGCGGCAAAGCUUUUGUGUACCUAACAUACAGUGGCGGGAUGAAUGUGGUAAUACUCUAUUUCUCUUGCUUGUCUACAUCCGUCGAGUCGAAGAAUUUAAUUAGUCACUGUCAACGUCAAAUAAUUAUCAAAACUAAAAACGAAAUUGAAAAUCAUGAAUUUAUUUUGAAGUGAGUGAAGUGAAUUACCUGCUUGCUCUAGACGUAUGACCAGCGAAAUAUCAUUCUUCCACCCAUAAGAUUUUGUUAAAACGUAUUGGGCAAACAGACACAAACAGGGUAUCCAACGAUAGCUAUCAUAAUAAUUCGCAUUCUUUAGUUGUGCAGUUGUUCUAUUAAAAAUGCCCCAUGGUCAUUGCCACGACCACCAUGACCAUGAUCAUGAUCAUUCGGAUGAUGUUGGAAUUCAAUACAAUUUGUAUGAGAAAAUAGAUAAGGAAAAUUUACAAUGCUUGAACGAAACUGUUGAAGGAUCUGGGAGAACUGUAUUUAAACCAUGGGAAAAAAGAUUUGAUAAGUCUGAGUUUGUUAAAAGUGAUGCUGAUGAAGAGUUAUUAUUUAACAUUCCUUUUACUGGAAAUGUAAAACUAAAAGGAAUAAGAAUAAUAUCUGAAGAGACUGAUUCACAUCCAAAGAAACUGAGACUUUUCAAAAAUAAACCAAAUAUGACAUUUGAUGAUGUGUCAAUGGAACCUGAUCAAGUCUUUGAAUUACAAAAAGAUAGUCAAGGUCUUCUUGAGUAUAAUCCGAAGAUUGUUACAUUUUCUUCAGUAACUCAUUUGACUAUGCACUUCCCAAGUAAUUUUGGUGCUGAAAAUACGACUAUUUACUACAUUGGCCUAAAAGGUGAGUGGACACCUGGACACAGGCAUGGAGUCACAAUUUGUACAUAUGAAGCAAGACCCAAUCUUGAUGAUCAUAAGUUGAAGCACUUAGACUCUGUUUCUAAAACGAUUGACUAGUUUUUCAAUAACAUUUUUGUAUAUAAUUUAAAGUAAUAUACUAUUUUAUCAUUA